Molecule: messenger RNA, 532 nt
Organism: Sciurus carolinensis (gray squirrel)
Lineage: Eukaryota; Metazoa; Chordata; Mammalia; Rodentia; Sciuridae
Product: protein AF1q-like
Exons: 1
Coding region: 91-363 (90 amino acids)
Biological process (GO): positive regulation of DNA-templated transcription; positive regulation of mitochondrial depolarization; positive regulation of release of cytochrome c from mitochondria
Cellular component (GO): cytosol; nucleoplasm
Source: RefSeq, a predicted model, not a curated record
CUGGAGUAUGUGGACACCUUGACCCCCGAUCCCCUGAGGCCAUCCCUCCAUCUUUGGAACACACUAGUAAUUCAUUGAUAACAGGAAACUAUGAGGGACCCUGUGAGUAGCCAGUACAGCUCCUUUCUUUUCUGGAGGAUGCCCAUCCCAGAACUGGAUCUGUCGGAACUGGAAGGCAUGGGUCUGUCAGAUACACCCACCUACAAGAUCAAGGACAGCAGCAUUGGCAAAAUGACCAGGCAAGCAACAGGAGCAGAACCAGAGAAAAACCCAGAAGGUGAUACCCUCCUAGAGUACAGCACCUUCAACUUCUGGAGAGCUCCCAUUGCCAGCAUCCACUCCUUCCAGUUGGACUUGCUCUAGGCUAAGACUUACCUCUCCUACCACCUUGCCCUCACUGUCUUCUCUUUCAAGCCCCUUCCUUCUCAUUCCUUUCCCAAAUUAAUCUUGUUCUCUUCUCUCUAUUGUGUUGGUGGUGCUGAUGAAUCUGCCAGUUGUUUGUUUGUUUAUUUAUUUAUCUACCCACCUACCU